CUAAUUUGUAGAAGAUGCAAGAAAAUUUAGAAGUUCUUGGCCAACUUUGUGAUUAUAUUCAGGAGCACGAAACUCCUACCCUUCAGAGCCAUUUCAAAGCUUGCCAGACUUAUGCUAACUCUUUGCCAUUCGGUAGAGACAUACAUCAUAGAUUCAUCAACUACGCUUCUAAGAAAGGACAACAAGAUCAUCAGAAAUUGAUGAUCGCUUUACAAAUUAUUCAAGCUAUGCGCGGUGUCAUCAGCAAGAAUCCUGAAUGAGAAAAAGUAUUAGAAAAUCUAACUCAAAGAAUUCACAGCGAAUCUUUUAGUGCAAUUAUUAAAAAUUACAAAGAAGAUGACCUUUCCCAGAAUUCAGAAGAUGCUCCUGAUGCUCCAAGGGAUCACAUAUUUGAGGUUCUAACCUAUCUUGCUGACAUUCCAACUAAAAACCUGAACCCUGAACUUAAAGAGGCUCCUUUGUCCAACCUCAAGCACCAAAUUCAGGAAGAACCAAACGAGAAUUUUACCCAAGAAACCAACUCUGAGGCUAAAGAUGACCAAAGUAAUGGCCUCAGUUCUUACACCCACCAAAGAAACAUUUCUUACUCAUAUGAAGAAGCCAAAUCUUCACCAAAUCCUGAACAAGAGGCAAUCCCUGAAGAAAUCAAGUCAGACGAAAGCUUCAAAGACUCCAAGGAGAUGACUCAAAAGCUCAGAGACUCAGAUUGGUCUGAAAGCUAUGACAAAGCAAGAAGGGACCACCCUUCUUAUUCUUUAAAUUCCAGCUCCUUAAGAAAGCUUGAGGAGAGCAAAGAAGUUAGCCAUUUCGAAUAUGAGGCUAGUUCAUAUAGAAGCCAUUGUUUUUCUGGCUGAUUUGAAGAAGAGAAGUGGUCAAUCCCUUCUUUAAGUCCUAAUGAAGAAGAGAAGCACUUUUCAGAUAAGAGCUCUAAUUCUGAUCAAAUUGAUGAAGUCCAAAUUAUUCAGAAAGAGGAUUAUGUACUUGAGCCAAUGAAGCCAAAGGCGGUUUACAAAGGGAUCCAGAACAAGCACAAUAAAUCAGUGAAUAAUUGAUUUAUGAUAGUUAUCCUUCAGAUGCUCUUCUCCAUCCCUGAGUUUACAGACUACUUAGAAGGGCACAAAUCAGGCAUAGGUUUGGCUCUUGGAAACUUCUUUACUCUGAACUUUAAGGAGAUAGUUAGGAAUAAACCAUUUACUUCUCAAAUGGCGAAACUAUUCGAAACUUAUGCCAGAUCUAAGACUCGAACAAUAAAGGUUAUAAAAUUCAGACAACUAUCGGAAAGAGAGUUUCAUCCAAAUCAUCAGCAUGAUGCUAGUAAAUAUAUGCUUCACUUGUUUGAAAGCUUACAGAAUGAGCUUAAUCCUGCUGAUGCCUCUUACCCAUCCUCAAAUCAUACCAAUCCUGUUGAUGCAUGGAAGGAAUACCAAGAGUCUCAUACUUCCAUCAUUGACGAACUCUUUGUUGGAAUGUAUGAGACAGUCUUCAAAUGAGACUUAUGUACAUUCGAGAAAGAGGUUUAUGAGGAGUUCAAGAAUAUUCCUAUUCCAAUAGAAUAUGGCAGAACAGGACCAACGAUCGAUAAGUUUUUUCAAGACUCCACAGAGACUUGAUUUUCUGAAUUUGAAUGAUCAUGAUGAAACAAUCAAGGCACUUGAGCAAUAAUCAAGAGGGUAGUCAAGACUCCAAAAUAUCUUAUGUUGUCUAUCCAAAGAUUUGACCAAGGCUUUCAAAGAAAGAGCAAUGAUAUUGUCUUGUAUCCCAAUGAAUUCUCUUUGAAAGAACAUAAAGGAGAAGAGAUCAAAUACAGUCUAAGGGCUGUAAUCUGUCAUUCUGGAGAUCUAAAUUGUGGCAACUACUAUGCUUACUGUAGAAGAGGCCUCAACUGGUAUUAUUUCAAUGACGAGGAUGCUUUCUCAUGCAGAUAUGAGGAGGUAGACCCAGAAAAUGCAUAUAUGUUGGCUUAUGAAGCUCAAAUAUAAUAUAUCAA
Moneuplotes crassus is the source of this 1987-nucleotide messenger RNA. NCBI's taxonomy places the organism in Eukaryota, Ciliophora, Spirotrichea, Euplotida, Euplotidae. The record is from the annotation of a GenBank genome assembly.